AUGGCACCGAAAACACAGAAGGCCCUCGAGGUACAUGCUCUGAAGCAGCCUCUCGUGCUGGUCAAUGAUCGUACAGUCCUCGAGCCUGGAUCGGGUCAAGUUCGCAUCCAGGUCACCGUCGCUGGUAUCAAUCCGCACGACAACAAGUCGCGUGACAUCGGCUUGUUCAUCGGAGACAAGCUCCCAGCUGUCCUCACCAAUGAUGUUGUCGGGCGCGUUGAAAAGCUUGGGCCAGAUGUCAGCAAGUUCAACGUAGGCGAUCGCGUCGUGAGCCAAGCAGAUUGGACCGAAGGCAGCCCCAGCAACGGUCUGCAGGAGUACGCCGUCCUCGAAGCCCAAUUCGUCUCCAAGAUUCCCGACAAGAUCUCAGACGACGGAGCCGCGACCCUGCCUACCAACGCGCUCCCUGCUUUGGUCGCAUUCUAUGGACCCAAAGGCUUCCAGCUUCCUGCGCCAUGGACCAACCCAGAUCUGAAGAACGAAUCCAUUUUCAUCAUUGGAGGCGGCAGCAACUGUGGCCGCUUUGCCGUACAGCUUGCGGCUCUGGGCGGUCUCGGUACCAUCGUUGUCUUGGGCGGCGACGAGACCGAGCUGAAGUCUUAUGGUGCGACCGAGGUGCUCGACCGCACUGGGUCGCCUGAAGAAGUCGCUGCCCGGAUAUACAAAGUCUUCCCCAACGGCGUCAAGUACGUCUUCGACGCGAUCAAUCCGCCAGCAACACAGUACGUCGGCAUUAACGCUCUGACCGAGUCGGGCGGCAAGUAUGCACGACUUCUGCCAUUAGGACCGCCCAGCCCAGAGCACAUCAAGCGUACAGAUUACGAGCUGGUCAAUGUCUUUGGCAGCUCACAUGCCGUACCAGAUGUGAGCCGGGAGUUCUGGGCACGUCUGCCCGAGUAUCUCGAAAGUGGAAAGACUCGUCCGACGGAGUAUACCACGAUUGAAGGAUUGGAUGUGGAUGCAGUGAACAAAGUUUUGGACGAUUACAGGGCGGGCAACAAGGUGACCAAGACACAUGUUCACAUUUCGUGA
Cyphellophora attinorum is the source of this 1032-nucleotide messenger RNA. Its product is annotated as Zinc-type alcohol dehydrogenase-like protein. The record is from RefSeq and is a predicted model, not a curated record. Bases 1 to 1032 code for a protein of 343 amino acids. The transcript has a single exon. Gene Ontology annotation, molecular function: oxidoreductase activity, acting on NAD(P)H. Lineage: Eukaryota; Fungi; Ascomycota; Eurotiomycetes; Chaetothyriales; Cyphellophoraceae.